ACCAUUGAUGACUAUAAAGAUUCUGGUAGCGCAUAUGGAACCAAAGCAGAUCCGGGAUGUCAUUUGCCACUAUGCAGAGUAAGGGACUCUCAUCGAGUUUGCUGCUUUGCUUGCAUCGUUGGCUCGGGCUCGGCUUCACGCUUUCGAUCCAUUCACUUGUGAUUUUGAAGUUGAAAGUUCCGGUAGAAUGGAGACACUGAGCAGCCGCAUUGCAACUAAGAUCAUGUCACUAAUUGAUGAGGAGCAAAAAAGCAAUGAUCCAUAAAAAGAUAAAAUUGGCUGACAUUUGCAAGGAAAAGCAGAGGUUGAUGAUAUAUAGGAUAAUGUUGCUUGAAAUCUAUGAGAGAAUUGGUGAUGUUAUAGGAGACUGUUUGAACACUACUCACCUCAGAAUUCCGGGCCUGGAUUUAAGGGAUGAAAUGGGAGCAAAAAUUGCAUACAAAAUCAAGAAAGAGGGCUUUCCUUUGACAGACGAACAUUUGCAAGUCUUCAAACGUCCAAAAUGGCAAUUUGAGGAGUAUGAGGCUCAAGACAAGUUAAACGCUGCGCGGCAAGGAUAUAAUUGGGAAAAGAGGGAUCCUGCCUUCCAUUUUUCUUGCAACUCGACAAUCCUCUAAUAACAAAGGUAAGAGAAACGACUAUUUUAUAUAUUUAUUUAUUAUUAUUAUUAUUUUUUUUUAGCAAAGUGUUAGUUUGAUUUCUUCUAUACGAAAUUAUUCACAUACAUUACUUGUAAGAAAUAAGCGUGACUUAUAUUUAAUUAAAGUUAUUGAAUAGAUAAA
Messenger RNA from Cornus florida, 782 nucleotides. RefSeq lists its product as uncharacterized. The record is from RefSeq and is a predicted model, not a curated record. Lineage: Eukaryota; Viridiplantae; Streptophyta; Magnoliopsida; Cornales; Cornaceae. The transcript is spliced from 4 exons. The coding region runs from base 237 to 617 and encodes 126 amino acids.